This is a messenger RNA of Papaver somniferum (opium poppy), 795 nucleotides long. RefSeq names its product proteasome subunit alpha type-3. Gene Ontology annotation, cellular component: proteasome core complex; nucleus; proteasome core complex, alpha-subunit complex. NCBI's taxonomy places the organism in Eukaryota, Viridiplantae, Streptophyta, Magnoliopsida, Ranunculales, Papaveraceae. The transcript is spliced from 9 exons. The annotation marks the transcript as partial. Gene Ontology annotation, biological process: ubiquitin-dependent protein catabolic process. The record is from RefSeq and is a predicted model, not a curated record.
AAAAAAGUUGCAAGCUUUAUUUUGACUACUCGAACAGCACUAGAGAGAAACUGAGGAAAUAAAACCCCCAAAAAAAAAUACGAAGAAGAAGUAGAAGAGAAGAUGAGUAGCAUAGGAACUGGUUACGAUCUAUCAGUUACAACAUUCUCUCCUGAUGGUCGCGUUUUCCAGAUCGAAUACGCAUCCAAAGCUGUUGAUAACAGCGGUACUGUAAUUGGAAUUAAAUGCAAAGAUGGCAUAGUUUUGGGUGUAGAGAAAUUGGUAGCAUCGAAGAUGAUGUUGCCUGGUUCAAAUCGCAGAAUACACGCUGUUCAUCGUCAUUCUGGCAUGGCUGUGGCUGGAUUAGCUGCUGAUGGGAGGCAAAUUGUUGCUAGGACAAAGGCUGAAGCAAUCAACUAUGAAAAGACGUACGGGGAAGCUAUACCAGUGAAGGAACUUGCUGAGCGUGUUGCUAGUUACGUCCAUCUUUGCACACUUUACUGGUGGAUGAGACCUUUUGGGUGUGGAGUUAUCCUUGGAGGUUAUGACAGAGACGGUCCACAGUUAUACAUGGUUGAACCGUCUGGCAUUUCCCACAGGUAUUAUGGAGCUGCAAUCGGAAAGGGUAGGCAGGCUGCUAAGACGGAGAUUGAAAAGUUGAACCUUUCUGAAAUGUCAUGUAGGGAGGGGAUUGUUGAAGUUGCUAAGAUUAUCUACAGCGUGCAUGAUGAAGCAAAGGAUAAGGCUUUUGAGUUGGAAAUGAGCUGGGUAUGUGAUGAGUCGAACCGCCUACAUCAGAAGGUAACCUUCUCAAUC